AUGGCAAAGGAUGGCAACAAGAGCCAAUGGAAAGAGUUCUUCUGGAACCCGAGGACGCGCGAGUUCUGCGGGAGGACCGCCAGCAGCUGGGGCCUGAUCUUUUUGUUCUACGUGGCCUUUUACAUCUUCCUGGCUGGAUUAUUCAGUGCCACCAUCUAUGUCUUACUUCUGACCCUUGAUGAUAACAAACCAGUCUACCAGGACAGACUUGCUACACCAGGUAUGAUGAUCAGGCCUAUAGGUCAUGAUCUGGAGAUCUUGUACACCAAGGAGAACACCGAGAGCUGGGAGUCACACGUGCAGGCACUUAACAGCUUCCUCUCCAACUACAACGAUUCAGUGCAGGAGCAGAACAACGUGGCUUGUAUGCCAGAUAAGUACUUCGUCCAAGAGGACAGUGACAGCGUCAAGAACAUCCCUAAGCGCUCAUGCCAGUUCAAGCGCUCCAUGCUGGAGAACUGCUCAGGCAUCAGCGACCGCUACUACGGCUAUUCUGAUGGCAAGCCAUGCAUCAUCGUCAAGCUCAACAAGGUAAUCGGUAUGCUACCAGGGAAGGGUGGCCCGGCACCAGCUGUUAGUUGUGGUCCCAAGAAAUACAAAAUCAACCAAGAUGAAUGGGGUGAUGACUCAGACAAGAUAGGGGAUAUGGCAUACUUUCCUCCCAAUGGCACCUUCAACCCUAUGUACUACCCAUACUACGGCAAGAAGGCACAGGUGAACUACUCGCAGCCUCUGGUGGCCGUCAAGUUCCUGAACAUCACGCUGAACACCGAUGUGAACGUGGAGUGCAAGAUCACGGCCAGCAACAUCCAAACUAACAGUGACCGCGACAAGUUUGCUGGCCGCGUCUCGUUCAAGCUGAGGGUCAACUCGAGAAAAUAAUCCGAAGGAUGUCUGUGCUGUCCUUAUACGCUCUUGUGUAUACACAUAUACAUAUGCUUUACACACACAUACACCAUGCGAGACACAACAUACUCGAUCCAUCAAACGUGUUACUGAAGUUAUCAAAAACAAGCCG
Messenger RNA from Neoarius graeffei (lesser salmon catfish), 1018 nucleotides. It is a transcript of the gene atp1b2b, whose product is annotated as ATPase Na+/K+ transporting subunit beta 2b. Gene Ontology annotation, molecular function: ATPase activator activity. Bases 1 to 882 code for a protein of 293 amino acids. The record is from RefSeq and is a predicted model, not a curated record. The transcript has 8 exons. Lineage: Eukaryota; Metazoa; Chordata; Actinopteri; Siluriformes; Ariidae. Gene Ontology annotation, biological process: sodium ion export across plasma membrane; intracellular potassium ion homeostasis; potassium ion import across plasma membrane. Gene Ontology annotation, cellular component: sodium:potassium-exchanging ATPase complex.